UUGGCAGCGUACGUUAAAAGUGGCCAACUGGUAUCGGAGGCAGUGCAGAUACAGUCAACAUCAUGACGAACAAUCACUAUAAACGUGUUUUACUCGUGGGAGUGUGCGCACUUUCUCUUCUAUCGCUAUCAAGUGGUGCGCUAACAGAUUGGCAAGACGAAUUAGACCAGUUCGUUUUGGAUGUGAUGCAAUGUCGUAACGUACCGGGGCUGAGUUUAUCGGUGGUGCAGGACGACCAGAUAUUGCUCACCAAAGGAUACGGCGACCAAGAGAGAAAUCCCACCGUCGAGGCGCAUGCAGACACGGUGUUCCCAAUCGGAUCUUUGACAAAAUCUUUUACAUCGGCGUUGAUUGCCGAUAUACUGAGCGAACAAAGCAACGUAACAUGGGACACACCGAUCAGAUCGAUACUCGGGGAGUCCUUUUCCUUGUACGGCUGCGAUAGGACAGAAGAGGUUAGUUUAAGAGAUCUACUAAGUCACCAAACUGGUCUUCUCGACGACGAGACGCUAACAAUCAUGGGUCUCGACAUAGAAAAGAGCGACUUCAUAAAACGCAUUCGUUUUCUGAAGGAGAAGUAUGGAUUUCGGAGUCGGUUCCUUUAUAGUAAUCUCAUGUACACAUUGGCUGGGCUAGUUGCAGAAUCUCUCACGAAAUACAGCGAGCAAUCAUGGCAAGAAUUGGUAGACAAACGCUUAUUACGACCCCUUGGAAUGACGUCUACCAAAAUGAUCAGUACUAUCGAGAAUCUGCGCACAGUUCCCGAACUGGCUGCGGGUUAUCGGGCGACCUCUACCGGCGAAGUAUUUCCUAUCAGCUUGGACACAUUGACGAUCACUGACAUAGUAGCCCCCGCCGGGUCCAUCCUGUCAACGGCGAACGACAUGGCUCAGUGGUUGUUAUUUCAACUAAGCGGCCGUUCCCGUAGCAACCAACAAUUGGUAGAUGAAGACUAUUUACGAGAGACGCAGACGGCACAGGUAUCCAUGCAAGAACAGGGUGUUCAUAGGAAUAUCUAUCCAGUGGAUGAUUCCAAGACAGAUUAUGCAAUGGGUUGGACGGUGGGUACGUACAGAGGCGUUAAAAGACUGAGUCACCCUGGUAACAUUGCUUGCUAUAAUUCUGAUAUGUGGAUCUUCCCAACUGAGAAUUACGGUAUAUUCAUCGCGAUGAAUGGACCAAUGAAUGACGUAGAAGCUACUCGUGCCAUCUCCAGCAUCGGGUGGUUCAUUUCGGACAAAAUGACGGGCACAGAGCCCUGGCAGGACAGCGAAUCGGCAUGCAACUUCUGGAGCACCUUAGCAACACCGCAACCCGAUUUACCAGUAGCAGUGCCCUCACCGAUCGCUUGGAGCGAAAUUGAACUGAAUGAAUACACUGGAACGUACGGUAACAAUAUGUACGGUUAUUUAGAAAUUGACAAGGCGGAAGACGAAGACGGAAUUGAGCACCUCCGCUACUCGUACGGUACGUUUGGCACUGGUAGGCUGUACCGCACGGCGACGCUACACACAUUCAAGGCGACGUUGAACGGGGAUUUGUGGUACUACAGUGACAGUAUGCAUUUCAAUAAACAAGAACCGGAAGGUGUUUACAUGAAAUUCACAAACUCCAACCAAAACAAAAUGGGCACUCUAACUUUCCCACUGUUGGUGUCAAAGGGUAACACGAUUCAAGGGCCGGAAUUCAAGCGCGGCCUGACAGUGGCUAACCCUCGGACCUCACCUUAUGACAACCUUCAGUGUUCAAAAACUACUUCAGGGACAGAGUCGAUCUACAAGCCCGCCGAACAACUCAUUUUUGCCAUAAUGUUAUUUGUCUUGUCUUAUGUUAGUGUGUAGUAUGUGCAUACAUUGACAUCCAUUAUGUGACGUGUAUUUAAAGUGGGAGGGUCGUCACCUGCGCACGCGCGGGAAUUGAGUCCCAAGCGACGAUAACAACCCACGCUAAAAACACAAAGGCUCAUGGGUAGACGUGUCUUUGUAAACAAUGACACGCUAUGGGCAUCUGACGCAUGCGCAGGUGACGACCGACUCCCCCGCUUUAAAUAGUGUUAAAAUACAUUGUAACAUUCAACUACUUUAAUCAGAGACGAACCUCAUCCAUUCUGGCGUGUAUUAUCUAAGGUAAACAAGUAAGUAAGUUGUCGUAAAAUAUGCAUGUAAUAAUAAUGUUCGUGUAAAGUCGUUUUUCAAGGGGUAUAGUCCUCAACUUUAUCAAGUUAAAAUUGUACUCGAGUGUCACAAGUUAUUUUUAUUCGAUGUUAUAUUGAUCGUCGGAAAAUUGUUGCUACAUUGAUCUGCAUGUUCACAAACAGCGCCACCCAGAG
Saccoglossus kowalevskii is the source of this 2329-nucleotide messenger RNA. RefSeq lists its product as uncharacterized. The record is from RefSeq and is a predicted model, not a curated record. NCBI's taxonomy places the organism in Eukaryota, Metazoa, Hemichordata, Enteropneusta, Harrimaniidae.